Molecule: messenger RNA, 4280 nt
Organism: Phymastichus coffea
Lineage: Eukaryota; Metazoa; Arthropoda; Insecta; Hymenoptera; Eulophidae
Product: serine/threonine-protein kinase pakG-like
Exons: 1
Coding region: 1177-3069 (630 amino acids)
Source: RefSeq, a predicted model, not a curated record
AUAGUAUAGUAGUGGUAGAAGUAAUAGUGCAGUCGUGUAGUAGUAGUAGGGAGCGCGUAAAAAUCCUCGGCACUGGCACCGCGCUGGCUGAGCGAGCCGAUCCGGACAGACAACAUGGCGCCGGGACUUGCUGCUCUCCCACUCGGCUCUCACUCUCUCUCUCUCUCUCUCUCUCUCUCUUUCUCUCGGCCAAACAUGCGAGCGCGCGCACACAUGCACACGCUCUCGCUCCUUCUCUGUUUCACGCUCGACGCCAUUUCGUGGGGGCCCAGAGUCACGGCGUAUGCGUGUAUCCGCAAGCAUGCGUGUGUGCAACAGGGGGGAGACAGAGAGAGAGAGAGAGAGAGGCGCCUACGCCCGCGAGCGAGACGGAAAAUUACGCUCCGAAAGAAGCACUGGCUUGAGCGUGUGUUAGCGCCUCGUUCCUCGAACACACGGCUUAAACGGGGGGACGCAUAUAAGCAACUGCGAGAGAGAAAGAGAGACAGAACAGUGGUGGGGGUAAACCGAGCCGAGCAAGCUAGCCAGGCAGGCGGCAGAGCGAGAGAGAAGCAAUCCGGUCGACGAGCAUUGGCUAGAGUGAGAAAGAGCGAGACGAGAGCGCUGCUGCUGUCCGCCUGCGAGUCUGGCGAAGGCAGCCCACAGGCGGCGGCUUGCUGAGCCUCAGUCAUCAGUCGACUGGUGUGAGCGUUUGGUCUCCCUGCCAGUGUCUGGCUGUCUCUCUCUCUCUCUCUCUCUCUCUCUCUUUCUCUCCGUGUGCCUGUCGUACGCGAGUAGUCGCUCCGCUCCCGGUGUAUUUCAACGGUCUUCUGCAUUUGUCUGUUAUAUCGUGGAGUCGCGCUGUUGUAGCGACCGCACAGUGUGCCUUGGAUCCAAAUAGAUAGUGUCCGAAACGAGAUAUACGCACGUUGGGAGAAUUGCAAUGUCGGAGCAACGAAAAGUGCCUCAAGAAAGAAGCCGCAACAGCAGCAAAGUAGUGUGAGAGAGAAGUUGAUCGAGGCGCCACUCGACGUGUGUGUGCGUGUCUCGCGCUCUCGUCGAGUAGCCGCCACUUCGAACGUGUGCGUUUUAUAAUUCUCGGCCGGCAGCGGCGGCAAAAGCAGCAAAGCUGCGACGUUGUGUAACGCGCCUGGUGCGCGUAGGCCUUGCUUGCCGCGAUUAGUUUUUUCGCGCUCGAUGGCCCACGGCGUCAGCGAGAUGCUCUCCCCUCAGGGAAGUCCAACCGGCGCUAAGCAUCACCAGACCCAUCAUCAGAACAGCCUGCGCAAGAACGUAGGAGUCAUGGGCAGCAGGCGCAUCUUCGCACCGGCGUUCAAACUCAAGGUUCUCAAUUCGUAUCGCCAGGACCUAGACUGCCGCGGUAAUCAGCGCGCCACGGCCCGCAAGUACAACAUACACAGGCGCCAGAUACAAAAGUGGCUGCAAUGCGAGGAGAGCUUGAGGAGCUGUUGCGCUGCGUCCGGGGUGGAUAGUAGUAGUAGCGGUACCAGCAGCGGUAGCCCGUCACCCGACUCAACGCAGCAGCACCAGCAGCCACAGCACCAACAGCAUCACGCACUUCAGCAGCCGGCAACCUUGAACCCCAGUCGCGCCAGACUGCACGGCGACGAGCAGCAGCAGCAGCAGCAGCAGCAGCCGCCGCCGCCGCCGCCGCCGCCGCCCCCUCCACUACAGCACGCGCAACAGAGCGCAGCUGCCGUCGCGGCGACCUACCGAUUUCUGUCUCAACCGCACCACUACGAAUAUUCGCAUCCGCAUCCGCAGCUCGUCUAUCCCGUGCCGCCGCCGGCGGCCACGCCGGCGCUGCCCUAUCAGUACGCCAGCUUCCAGCCCCCCACGGUCCGUUACUCGUCGGCGGACGAGGCCACGACGGCAGCCGAGAUCAAACGCGAGCCUGCCAGUCCCGACUCGGCUUUUCAUCAGCUGCACCAUCACCAUCGACUGCUGAAGAAGGAGCGACUAGACGACGAAGCUUGCACUGUCUCGUUCAGCAGCGGCGCGAGCGAGGCAAGUAGCAGUAGUAGCCCCGUGCCAAGCCACUUGGAGUCACUACCGCCGAGCCCGCGCGAGUCCAGCGGCUCCUCGGGCUCCGACAGCGAGGAGGCCGACUCGAGCUCGGGCUUCCAGCGGCACUCGGUGCGCACCGACGGCAAGGCCGCCGCGGGCGCCGAUCUAUCUCGCAGGCGCUCGUUCUCGCUACGCUUCAAGCUGCGCGUCCUCGACGCCUUCCACUCGGACAAGAACUGCAGACAGAACCAGCGCGCCACCGCGCGUCAGUUCAACAUCAAUCGGCGCCAGGUGCAAAAAUGGCUCAGCCAGGAGCGCGACCUACGGGACCCCACGCAGCAUCGUGGCGCCAACCGCCAGCGCCUCGGCUCGCACUCGCCGGCCGUGCCUUCUCACCACGAGGACUCCAAAUGGCUGCUCAGGCGCGAGCGAUUCUCGUCGCCGACGACGACCAACGCGACGAUUUCGCACGGCGUUAUCGAAGAGACGCCAGUGGACCUGCGCACCGGCAGUGCCGAGUACGGUUAUUCCGGUGAGAUGUCGCCCAACAGUUACGCGGAUACCGUGCUCACGCCACCCUAUAGCCAGACCGGCUGCACCCUGCCGUGCUGUAGUCAAGAGCAGCCAACUUACCACUGCUACUCGCCGCCGCAGCAACAGCAGCAGCAGCAGCAGCAGCAGCAGUCGGCGUUGAGCUGCUCACAGGAGCAACCUCUAUGCCUAGUAAAGCCGAAGACGGAGCCGGUGUCGAGCACGGUGCCCACGCCACCUGCGCCCACGCCACCCAAGAGGGACGCCAUACUCUUCAAGCCCUACCUCGACAACCCAGUGAGCAAGCCCGCUCCGCCGUCGCCCAACAGCAUCAGCAGCAGCAGCAGCAACAACAACAACAACAACAACAACAACAACAACAACAACAGUCACGAGACCUGCAACCUAAACGAGCUCGCCCUCGACGUCAGCUUCAGGCCUCAGCAGCCGCAGUACCCGCAGCAGCCCUAUCACCUCGAGAUCCCGCGGGCGAGGAGUGCCUUCGUCAGAUAUCCGGCGUACCCACAGUAAGAAAAAAAGGCUCGAUCGACGCCUUCCCUCCGCGGACAGCGAUGCGCGCCGCUUCUUUGGUACGUUAACUUAUUACAUAGCUUUGGCAGUCGACAUUUUUUGUGAUACCCUAGAGCUCUGUGCGGAAGAGGAGACGUCGCUGCACGCGCGUCAAUGAAGGCGUACUAUACCACGCAUAAUAAUAUAUGUAAAUAUGUACAUAGCGAAUUAUAUAUUGUUGCGAAAUAUAGCAAAGAUAUUUUUAUACCUCAAUUUCAAGCUGAAUCGGCUAUUCGAAUAAUAAUGGUAAUGUGCCUUUUCGAACGCGGCCGAAAAUAAAAGAGCAGUCUCUUCCACUUAUUGCGGAAAAGAAGCGUAUCAGUGUACUGUCGGUGCUGUCUCGCGCGCCAAGUUUUCCAUUAUUGCUGAGAGAACGCGCGCGCGCGUGAGCAAGAGGAUUUAUUGCAACUAAUGUGCCUUGAUGACAAACGCGUGCGAUUGUAUAUCUUUCUAAACAGUAUUUUUGCUAUAAUAAUCGGUUUGCGUCGACGCAUAAUAAUUAUUGAGACUACAAGUAUUUUUAAAUACAGAUGCAAUGUUGUUUCUUCUUUUUCUUGUUUCUCGUAAAAAAUACUCAUUCAACGGGACGAUUGUUUUCGAUCAGUAACCUCCGGUGUGUGCGUGCGUGCGUGCGUGCGUGCGUGCGUGCGUGCGUGCGUGCGUGCGUGCGUGCGUGCGCGCACGUGUGUGUGUUUGUGUGUGUGUGCGUGUGCUUGUGCAUGAGCGCGCGUACGUGGGUGUUGUUCUCUUCCUAGUUAGGAGAGAAAAGAAACCAUUGGUGAGAGACAUUUCCUCGAGAAAAACGACAAAAAUAAAUAACAAAAAAAAUUAUAAUCAUGGAAUAGGGUCCCGUGCCUUACCCUGUUUGCAACCUUGGCAGGUCAAGGCAGCAAUGUACAAUAAAAAUAAAAAUGUCUAGAGACAGAAAAAGGAGGUAAAUAAAGUAAGUCGUAGCCGUAAGCCAUAAUGAAAUCACAUAUUGCCAUAACGUUUUACAUAAUAGAGUAUAUAUAUGUAUGUGUGUAUAUGUAUGUGAUAUAUAUAUGUGUAUAUAUAUAUAUAUAUUAUAUAUAUAUUAUAGUUCUAAUGGAAAAUAUAGUUAUAUAUCGCCGAUUGACUGAACAAGGAGCGAAAUCCUCGGCUCUGCGCGAGAGCAUCCAGGCGAUUGAUAU